Molecule: messenger RNA, 379 nt
Organism: Sardina pilchardus (European sardine)
Lineage: Eukaryota; Metazoa; Chordata; Actinopteri; Clupeiformes; Clupeidae
Product: probable JmjC domain-containing histone demethylation protein 2C
Source: RefSeq, a predicted model, not a curated record
AGUGUUCAGUUUCGCGGAGCAAAAGAGUGACUAUUUGCGGGUGGAGAUUGCAAGAAAUUUAAAUCCCCCGGGUUGAGCUCGACACGUAUAAGAAGAUAUUCCAGUCAUUUUUGUUUGUUUCUUUCUUUUGUUCCUAUUCACAGUUUCACGUAGUAAAUGUCCAAUCGAUAGAAAAUCGGUGCUGAAGUUUUCGAGGGUUUUUUCACUCUCUGUGAAAGGCCAUGGCGGUGGAAGCGCGGCCGGAGCUGGUUGGGAAGCGGUUCCUGUGUGUUAGCGGCGAGGAGCCGCUGGAACUCGGGGAGAUUGGACGCUGGGGAUGGCGAGCCGGGGUCAUCCGUGCAGUAUCUCACCGCGACAGUGACAAUGCAGAGUUGACGGU